ACUGAUCGAAGGAGUAAUCGCGCACGCGAGCAGCAACAGGAUGCACCAGGAAACGUUCGUGGGCCGCGUCGAACUCCUGUCGAGUUGCAUAAUCGCGCGAAAAGAGUAAACGCCUGUUUGUUGUCUAACGUGCAUGCAAACUGCACUGCGCAAAGCCGCUCGAUGGACUACGUAUACGAUUCCUACGGCACACUCGAGGAGAACUCGGCGUUUUAAUCAAAGAUCAAUUUCUACGCAUCAUUAUUCUGUGCGCCGUACAACGUCCACUGCUAUCACUGGAGACGCUGAUGAAAUCUUACUGACAACUAUCGGAGCACUCGCAGAGAGGAAGGAACUCGAUAUUAUUCAGACGUCGAAUGAUGCGUCUCAGUUUCAGCUUUCACGCGAGCGAAUGUGGAGUAAAGAAAUACGAUGCACUCACGGUGGUAGCCGCGAAUUCUAUAAGGCUGCAGCCCAGCAAAGGGGCGCCUAUAUAUGGGCUAUGAUACUCACACACCCGCAGCAGCGGCUGCAGUGGCAGGAGAGAAGCGAAUCAGAACCUUAUCGCUGAACCUGCGGAUUGUUGCGAAUCUAGUGCGUUUUUCACCGUUUUUUAAAUUACGUAAACGUAUGUCAUAUACAAUCUAUGGAUUAUCGGAGGUCACCCAAAUUCUGAUAGACUACUUCGAUUCCCGCUUCACGAAAAAGUUCAUAAAGCAGACCCGUUCAAUUUUAGCGCCGGAGUCAAAACGCAAAGUCAUCGAUGCAAAAACAUUCAAUAUGAAUAAGAUAUCGGGAACUGUAGUUGAUAAGCAUCUCAGACGCGUAUCAAUACUUCGCAGUCCCUAAAAUUUUACUUAUAUUGAUUUUUUUUGCGUCGAUGACUUCGUGUUUUGGCUCCGGAGCUAAAAUUGAACAGGUUACAAUCAUAAAG
Molecule: messenger RNA, 913 nt
Organism: Acromyrmex echinatior (Panamanian leafcutter ant)
Lineage: Eukaryota; Metazoa; Arthropoda; Insecta; Hymenoptera; Formicidae
Source: RefSeq, a predicted model, not a curated record